Peronospora belbahrii is the source of this 612-nucleotide messenger RNA. Lineage: Eukaryota; Oomycota; Peronosporomycetes; Peronosporales; Peronosporaceae. The record is from the annotation of a GenBank genome assembly.
AUGGUGUGGAAAAAUACGGUCUUUCGUGAAUGGCUACGGGCUAUUUUAUGCUGUAAGCACUUGAGCAUCUUGUGUAAACAACGUACGUACUAUGAUGAAGCUGAUUUGCGCACAUUGAGAGAACUCGAGCAACCUCCACAUCGAGAGAGAGUGGGUAUCAAUGGAGCGUAUCGUUUAUACCAGUCAAGACGUUCGCGUUCGUCCUUACGCUUAACGUCAUGGCGUGAGGACAUUAAACGUGGUGAUGGUGAAGACAAUCGAUUGCAUCAUAAACUAGCACAGAUUCGAGCAACGCAGCAGAAUCGAUGUCACCAAGGUCAAGCAGUAGCUACUGUUGCAACUACGAGUCGAACGCCAAUCAAUCGAGCAAUCACGACCUGUACUGUACCAUUCAAAAUUCACGUGGUGGGAAUCACGGACCGCGUGGAUGAAUCCAGUACGCCGUCAGUGGUUGUAUCGCCAUAUUCGUCUGAUUUUACGCUUGAUAUGGAUGACGGGUCGGUGUAUGAAUUGGUCGCACCGACUCCCAAGAACGAGGUAUCAGGUCGAUCGGGUCGACGAUCGGUUGGUAUCGGUGAGGAAGAGGAGAAAAUUGAGGAUACGACGUCCUAG